Messenger RNA from Suhomyces tanzawaensis NRRL Y-17324, 2043 nucleotides. RefSeq lists its product as uncharacterized. The transcript has a single exon. The record is from RefSeq and is a predicted model, not a curated record. Bases 1 to 2043 code for a protein of 680 amino acids. Gene Ontology annotation, biological process: mismatch repair; nucleotide-excision repair. Gene Ontology annotation, molecular function: damaged DNA binding; single-stranded DNA binding. Lineage: Eukaryota; Fungi; Ascomycota; Pichiomycetes; Serinales; Debaryomycetaceae. Gene Ontology annotation, cellular component: cytoplasm; XPC complex; nucleotide-excision repair factor 2 complex.
AUGGCCAGGGAAGAGCCAAACUUGUUCAUAUUCAAUGACUCGGAUCUGGACUCAGAUAUAGAUGCCUUUGGUAGGGGUAUCAAGAAAAGAAAGGUCAAAGUGGAAAAUGAGUUCCAGCCCUCAGAUUCAGGUUCAGACUCAGAUGAGUGGGAUGAGAUCCCAUUGCAAACACCAGUUAAUCCUCUUGAAGAAACAACUCGAGACCCAAGCGAGGAAUCAUUCAAUAUUACAAUUGCAAAGCAUACUAAUGUUGAUAAGGAAAAGAGAAAGGCGAGAAUCCGUGAAAAGCAAGUAAAGACCAGUAUUCACCACCUUGGUCUAGUGGCAUACAUGACCCAUUUCAAAAAGAGAAAUGUAUUGCUUUCUGAUAAAAAGGUGCUUCGGUCAUUGAAGAAACUUUUACCUGAAUCAUUCAUAAAAGGACCCUAUAAGAAGUUUAGGAAUAUGAAAGCUGCAAACUUUCCGAAUCCCCAGGAAGCAGAUGUACUUUUCAUCUAUGUCUUGAAAUAUCUCAUAAAAUGGUUUAGAAUUAAUUUUAAAUUUGAUUCUAAUGGAAUCAGGGUAUUGGGUUACUUGCCUCCAAUUGGAAUAAAAACGCCUGAAUUAUUCUACCCUAAGGCCGCCACUUCCAUUCAGAAUAGGCAUGAUAUCUUAAAAGUCAUACUGAGAUUUAAACAUAACAGAGAUACUGGUGCUCAGUUAUUUACUGCCUUGUUGAGAUCUCUUGGAUUUGAGAGUCGAAUGAUCUUUUCCUUACCAGUGUUACCUAUUUCAACAAAAUUGAAACCACAGCCAAAAAUAGAUCAUAAAAAGCUCGAAAUUAACAAGGACUUUGAUCUCCUAUAUCCAUACUACUGGAGUGAGGUAGUUAAUCCCUUGGACCCUGGGGAAUUGAUUGUGUUGGAAGGAAUUUGCUUCCAUGAUGAAUCGAAAUGGUUGACUCGUUUGAAAAGGUUUGGUAAACCCAAUUUGUUGCAAUACUUCACACCCAUUUUUUAUCCGGUUGCUAAUGAGCUCAACCAAAUGUGGAUGCAAUAUGUUCUAGCCUUGGGUAGUGAUAAUUUAAUGUUGGACGUGAGCUCCAGAUAUAUGUCGGAUGUAUCUUACAGAUGGUUCAAUAAACUUGACUUGAGAACGGAUUUGGGUCGCUGUGCACUUCUUCUUCAAUCACUAUUGCGAUGGUUUAAUAAAAAUUUAGAUUAUUCACCUGAUGCUAAUAAAGAAUUGAAUUGCUUAAGAGAAAUUGCUUUAACGAACUAUACAAUUCCAGAUACGUUGUCCGCAAUGAAACGAAACCCAAAUAUUGUUACAGAGUUAAAUUUAAGAUACAACGAAUUGAUACCUCCCCGGGAAGUUCCUAUAAAGCAAAUAGUACUUGAUGGUAAGAAGAUUGGAGUACAUUUCAAGAAUUGUCUUCAAGUGGGAAAAUCAGAAACGCAGUGGAAGUUCCUUGGCAGAUCUGUUAAACCCCAGGAAAUUGCCACCCCUAUGAAAAGUACAACGGUAACUUUUAGAAGAUCUGUGCACAAUCAGCGUGUACACAACUUGAACAUUGCAAAUGGAACUCCAGAGCUUAAUGAAACCAAGCUUUUCACAUUUGCACAAACUUGCCCAUAUAUUAAACCUCGGAUUACGUUGGUGGGAACUACAGAAGUACUCCCUCGAAAUAAAUAUGGAAAUCUUGAAGUUUACCGCGAAGCAAUGGUUCCCGAUGGGUGUUCAUGGUUGAAACUAUCGAGCAUUGAGCAUAUUCUUCAGGACUAUAAAUCGGGUAAACUCAAAACCCCGUUCAUGGACUCAGUUGAAUAUGUUCCUGUGGUUGUUGGCUUUAACUUUGGCUCAAUGCCAAAAGCUAUUAUCCCAAUUAAACAGGGGGUGAUUGUUCUAAAUUCACAAUUGGAUGUUGUGAAAAAGAUUUGGUUAUAUGGCAAGAUCCGAGAUGACAAUCUCAGGAAAGAGGAAGCCAUUUCAGGAUGGUUUCAUAUACUUAGUAAACUCAGAAUUAAGUCUAGACUCGAUUCAGAAUAUGGUGAAGUUGGUUAA